Molecule: messenger RNA, 2069 nt
Organism: Perognathus longimembris pacificus (Pacific pocket mouse)
Lineage: Eukaryota; Metazoa; Chordata; Mammalia; Rodentia; Heteromyidae
Gene: Tyw5
Product: tRNA-yW synthesizing protein 5
Exons: 8
Coding region: 139-1086 (315 amino acids)
Biological process (GO): wybutosine biosynthetic process
Molecular function (GO): tRNA binding; 2-oxoglutarate-dependent dioxygenase activity
Source: RefSeq, a predicted model, not a curated record
AACCAGCUGCCCUCUAGCGUUCCCGGACCGCGCGGACCUUUUCUUCCCGGGAUCGUGUUGCUGAACGGAGCGGUCGCAGACGAACGCGCAGGCGCCGAAGGUCCGAAGCCUUCCGAGGAAGCCUGAGCGAGCGCGGCCAUGGCGGGCGAGCGCCGCCCCGUACCCCGGCUGCGGGAUGUUUCGCGGGAGCAGUUCUUGCAGCAUCUGUAUCCACAGAGAAAACCACUUGUGUUGGAAGGAAUUGAUUUGGGGUCAUGCACAAGCAAAUGGACAGUGGAUUACCUAAGCCAAGUUGGAGGGACAAAAGAAGUAAAAAUUCAUGUUUCUACAGUUGCACAGAUGGACUUCAUUAGUAAGAACUUUGUAUAUAGAACUUUACCUUUUGACAAGUUAGUUCAGAGGGCUGCUGAAGCAAAGCAUGAUGAAUUCUUCAUAUCAGAGGAUGAGAAAUACUAUUUACGGUCACUUGGAGAAGAUCCUAGAAAGGAUGUUGCAGAUAUGCGGAAGCAGUUCCCUUCAUUAGAAGGAGAUAUUAAGUUUCCAAAGUUCUUCAGAGAAGAGCAGUUCUUUUCCAGUGUUUUUCGAAUUAGUUCACCUGGAUUACAACUUUGGACGCACUAUGAUGUAAUGGAUAACUUCUUAAUACAAGUGACAGGGAAAAAGCGUGUUGUAUUAUUCAGUCCUCGAGAUGCCCAGUAUUUAUAUUUAUCAGGUUCUAAGUCAAAAGUGCUGAAUAUAGAUAACCCAGACUUGGCUAAAUACCCACUGUUUUCCCAGGCCAGAAGGUAUGAAUGUUCCCUUGAAGCUGGUGAUGUGUUAUUCAUUCCUGCUUUAUGGUUCCAUAAUGUAAUUUCUGAAGAGUUUGGAGUGGGAGUGAAUGUCUUUUGGAAGCACCUUCCAUCUGAAUGCUAUGAUAAAACAGAUACCUAUGGCAACAAAGAUCCUGUUGCAGCAUCAAGAGCUGCACAAAUCUUGGACAGAGCCUUAAAAACACUGGCUGAUUUGCCAGAGGAAUACAGGGACUUCUAUGCACGGCAAAUGGUCUUACAAAUCCAAGACAGAGCCUACAGCAAGAACUUUGAAUAAGAAAAUGAAGUGGAUGUGGUGAAAAUAAACAUUUCAAUAAGAUUUAGGUCAAGUACUGGGAAAACAUUCAUAAAUUUUUAAAACAGUUUGUUAAAAAGAAAGAAAUCUCAGAUUAAGUAUGAAGGGGGGUGUUUAUAUUGUUUCUACUUGAUAUAAAAUGUUAGAAGUUUAAACAACAUUGCAGUAGAUUACACUUUAGCUUUAAAGAUGCAAAUAAUACAAGUACCACUUAAACAAUAAGACUCUAUACUGAAUCAUGGUGCAUGAAAUGUUCUGAUCAAACAGGCUUCAGUAUUUCCAACCCAUUGAUUCAGUAACGUUACCGAAAACCUGUUUUGUUUUGUUCUUUCCCUUUGCUUGCUUCUCAGCCACAGCAUUGGCAUCAUCCUGAGGCUAGCUACCCUCGUGGUCAUGGAUAGUUGCCAGUAGCAAUUGGGGCCUUGUACAUCUUCAUUUACAUGCAGUGGGAGAAUCUGGCUGGAUUUCACUGGCCCUGUCAAUCUGAAGUUGUCCCAGAAUUCUAAUGGGCUUGGAUUCAUAAAUCCCUGAGCCCAUCUUGGCAAAGGGUCUGAAAUAACCCUUAGGUCAGUUAGGCCUAUCAGAGCUGGAAGAAAAUAGAAUCUUCCUUUGAAGCAUGUGAAGCACAUAUAGAGCCAAAUGGUUAAUUUUUUAACUCAGGGUCCUGUUAUGAAAAGAAAAAAGGUAGACACUAAGAAUUCAGAGUCUGAGACAUGUUGUUAGAUUAGGAUGCCUAGGUGUCAACUUCUGGGUAGAUUUUUGAAUCAUAUUUGGGGUUUGGUUUAGAUACCUAAUAAACCUUGCAGGGUGUUUUGAUACAUAAUUAGGAGUGAGAAUCAGAUUUGAUUACAGUGGUUUAGAUGACUCUUUCUGACUUGUCCAUAACAUGUUUUAAUCUGAUCAUGUUUCUUCCUGGUUUUCUUGUUGGUUUUGAAUGUUAGAAAGUAAACUGGUUUUAGUUUGAA